Messenger RNA from Striga hermonthica, 2142 nucleotides. The record is from the annotation of a GenBank genome assembly. NCBI's taxonomy places the organism in Eukaryota, Viridiplantae, Streptophyta, Magnoliopsida, Lamiales, Orobanchaceae.
AUGGACGAAAAUGAAUCCCUAGGUGGAGAUCCGAGCGAGCAGUUCCACAGAAACGAGGCGAUCUCUGCCGUCGCCGACGAGGGUUUCCUGGGCGAGGAGGACGAUGACUAUGAGGAUCUCUACAACGACGUCAACGUCGGCGAGAAUUUUCUUCAGUCCCUUGGCGGGAACGAGGAUAAUUUAGGGCAGAGGAACCAAGGGGUACAGGAGAGCAAGGCUGACACCGGCCCGACCCCGACCGCGGUGGCGCCUUCGUCUCCGGCACCAUCUCAGCAGCCGCCGCCUGUGCAGAGUGGAGGCGUAGCUUUACAGGAUGAGGGGGCUUUGUCGAGGGUUCCUGGUAUAGUAGAGAAAUACCAGAAUAUGGGAUUUGGAGGAAAUAGUAACACGAGUGAUGCCGGAGCUGGUAGAGGGGCGGGACCACCAGCUGGCAGUGGAGGCGGAUUCAGGGUUGAGCUAGGGCAACCUUCCAGCAAAGCAGCUGAUUUGGAGGACCGUGCAGUGAACGCCGUCCUGAAUAAUCAACAAGUGGUUCAUCCUCCUCCUCAGCAGCAGACACACCCUGGUAAUAUGGGGAGUGCUGAAAAUGCGAGGAAUGUGAAUGGGGCUGGUGGAAAUGUGUACGGAGGUGAUGGUGGAGGCGGAGUGACAGGCGUUGGUGGUGAUGGCGGAAUUGGCGGCGGAGGAGGUGGGGGCGGCAGCGGGGGUGGAGGAGGGGGAACAAUUCUUUUUGUUGGAGACCUGCAUUGGUGGACAACGGAUGCUGAGCUGGAAUCGGAACUGUGCAAGUACGGGCCAGUGAGGGAGGUCAAGUUUUUUGACGAGAGAGCCAGCGGGAAGUCCAAGGGUUACUGUCAGGUUGAGUUUUUUGACCCAUCAGCCGCUACCGCCUGCAAGGAAAGGAUGAAUGGACAUGUAUUCAAUGGGCGGCCCUGCGUGGUGGCAUAUGCCUCGCCUUAUACUGUCAAAAGAAUGGGCGAAGCCCAGGUGAAUAGGAACCAACAGCAGAUGGGUCCGGCAGCUGUCAAUCAGCCACGGAGAGGUCCUGGCGACUUACCUGGCAAACCUGGAGGUGUUGGUAACAAUUUCAGCGGUGCUGGUGCUGGGACUCAUCCGAUUGGUGGUGACAACAAUGGUAGAGGCUUUGGGAGAGGAAACUGGGGUAGAGGUAAUAAUCAAGGAGGAAUGGGAAAUAGGGGUCCGGUUGGCCCCAUGAGGAAUAGGGGGGCUGGUGGAAUGGGGGUUCGUGGUUUUCCGGGCAAUGGAUUUGGGCAGGGGAUUGGUCCCGCCAAUCCCUUGAUGCAUCCUCAGGCAAUGAUGGGUCAAGGUUUUGAUCCUGCAUUUGGAGGUCCAAUGGGUCGGAUGGGUGGCUAUGGAGGAUUUCCCGGUGGUCCUGCCGCUCCCUUCUCUGGAAUUUUGCCAUCAUUCGGACCUGUUGGAAAUGUUGGCCUGCCAGGCGUGGCCCCACAUGUUAAUCCGGCGUUCUUUGGUCGGGGGAUGCCGAUGAAUGGAAUGGGAAUGAUGCCCAACCCUGGGGUCGAGGGGCCUAACAUGGGAAUGUGGUCGGAUCCUACUAUGGGGGGAUGGGUUGGUGAUGAACACGGAGGCCGAGCGGGGGAGUCCAGUUACGGAGAAGAAGCCGCGUCAGACCAUCAGUAUGGGGAAGGGAGUCAGGAGAGAGGGCCGUGGCAGAAUGCUGCUAAGGAAAAAGACAGGGGAUCAGAAAGGGAUUGGUCCGGGUCCUCCGAGAGGAGGUACAAAGACGACGGAGGAGCUGGCUAUGAAAGAGACGCGCCUAGAGAAAAAGACGUAGGACGUGAUAACGAGUGGUCAGAAAGGAGAAAUCGUGAAGAGAAGGAUGCGGGGAGGGACAGGCAGAGGGAGCGGGAGAGGGAUCGGGAGCGUUCCCUGGACCAUGAACGAGGUGGCCGUGAACGUGAGCGUGAACGGCAUAAGGACGAUAGGGACAGGUAUCCAAGCCAUCAUAGGCAUAGGAGCCGUGAUGCGGAUUAUGAUGAUGAGUGGGACAGGGGAAGGUCAUCAAGGACCCAUGCCAAGUCAAGGGUAUCCCAUGAGGAAGAGCGUAGAUCGAGAUCUAGGGAUGCUGAUUAUGGGAAAAAACGACGCAUGAUCUCGGAUUAA